Molecule: messenger RNA, 861 nt
Organism: Melampsora larici-populina 98AG31
Lineage: Eukaryota; Fungi; Basidiomycota; Pucciniomycetes; Pucciniales; Melampsoraceae
Exons: 5
Coding region: 1-861 (286 amino acids)
Source: RefSeq, a predicted model, not a curated record
AUGCUACAGAAUCCGGUUUUUGCAGAUGGUGUAUUCGCUGUUGUUUGCGUACUUCCUCCAACCGAGUCCUUUCGUCCCUUGCUGGCAGGAACUUGUUUAGCUGAAGCAAGCUGCAUGCUAAGUGGCGUCUCUGGCCAUUCUUCGCAUGUCAUGCCACUUGUGAUGCUUUAUUCGCAAGGAGACGGCCCUCCGUUGAGAGCUGGUCACAUAUACCAGGCCAGUGGGCGAUUUGCUUACGAUGAGAUCUCAGGCAAAAUCCUUUUGGCAGUCACACCGACAAGGCUAACAGACUUGGGUCCUACCUCUGAUACACACGGCCAACUGCCACCGAUUCCAGUCAGAAUAUCAAGUCUUGGCACGCCUGUUUGUGCCGCAGUAGAGCCAGCAUUGCAUUUUGGCCCCGAAGUCAUAGUCAUAGCUGCAGAGCACUUGCAUUGGUUUUCCGAGCUAGGAAGAAACGUAGGAGGGGCCAUUAAAUACAGAGGAGAUCCUGGGCUUGGUGUCUUAGAGCUGGACGACUUUAAUGUCAAUGGAGUGCAAAUCUUCUUCUCUGGACACAUAACAUCUUGGGACCCAGACAAUGAGGAGCUAACUGUACAGGGGUUAUCUGAUUGUGCUUUGCAUCAUCAGCGAAAUGGAAUAGUUCCAAUUCGUAGCGAAAUUGUGAUACCUGGCAAGGGCUGGAGGGUAUGCCGUAUAGAAACAUUGGAACCUGUGGGUUAUCAGGAUCAGGUAGCUGUAAGCAACCUACAAGCCAAGCCCGUCAGAAGAGUCCUGAAGGCCCAAAACAUGGCUACACAAGAAGCUAUGUGUAUCUAUAGGUAUUUAUCAAAACAAAAAGCCUUUGCUCUACAAAUGUAG